This is a messenger RNA of Geodia barretti, 672 nucleotides long. The record is from the annotation of a GenBank genome assembly. Lineage: Eukaryota; Metazoa; Porifera; Demospongiae; Tetractinellida; Geodiidae.
AUGUUUGAGACCCUGUCGGAAAAGCUGAACGGCGUAUUCGGUCGCCUGGGGAACAAGGGCAGGCUGACCGAGCGCGAUGUGGAUGCUGCUCUGCGCGAAGUUCGAAUGGCCUUGCUAGAGGCGGAUGUGAACUUCCGCGUGGCGCGUGAGUUCAUAGCGCGAAUCCGCGAGGAAUCCCUGAAAUCCGAUGUGCUUCAGAGCCUGUCGCCCGGACAGCAGGUUGUUAAGGUAACCAACGAUGCCCUCGUGGACAUCCUUGGCGGCAAGGUUCAUCGCCUUGAAGCCGGGCCCCGGCGUCCGUCCGUCAUCCUGAUGGUGGGGCUUAACGGCGCGGGCAAGACUACCGCCUCCGCCAAGCUCGCCCACUACCUGAAACAGGACGGCCAGACGCUCGUAAUGGUCGCCGCAGACUUGCAGCGCCCUGCUGCUAUCCAGCAGCUCGAAACGCUGGCAACCAGAUCGAUGGAUGGAGUCAAGCGCGCCUCUGAGCUGAACGCGGCAUGGGCAAUCGUUGACACUGCUGGACGAUUCCAGGUUGACGACGACCUUAUGUCUGAACUCGAAGCGGUGAAAGACGCCGUGUCACCCGACGAGACUUUGCUGGUCGUGGACGCGAUGACGGCACAGGAAGCCGUCGAAGCCGCCAACCAGUUCCAUGACGCAUUGGCUUGA